AUCUAGGAAUUAAAAUCUUUCACGUGCUUAUCUGCAAACCUUAUCCUGUCUCUUCGGGCUUCGUUUCAUCUCUCCUGGUCGUUUCUCGUUAUCAAAAGGUAGUUUUGUUCGUUGGUUGAGAGAGGAAGUUACUGAUUUCGGUGACAUGGAGAACAGAAAGACGGUCGGUGACUCUUCUUCUUCCUCUUUGGAUCAUCUCUUUGGUCCUAAGGACUCUUCUUCAUCUUCCUCAAGUGGGGUAUUUGGGUCUAUUUUCCCACCACCUUCAAUGGUACAUGGAAGGGACUCGGCUCACUCUGGAAUCAUGGGGUCGCAUUAUCAUGGUGGAAAUGGGAAAUAUGGGAGUCCCGGUAAUACAGCUGAUUAUAAGAAAGGGGAAAGGAGCGGGACUGCAAGGAGUUCUGUUUAUCAGAAUGAAACAACUGAGCCUUGCUAUUUCAGCUCUUCAAUCUACUAUGGAGGCCAAGAGAACUACUCUUCAACGAAGAAGACAACAGAAUCUCCUCAGUUCUUAAAGAAAGAUGGGGGUGAUGAUGAUCCCAAUGGAAGCAAUUCCAAUAGUGCUUCGAGAGGGAAUUGGUGGCAGGGUAUGUCAGUUGUGCAUCUGAAGAUAAAAAUGAGAAAUUCUAUUGUAUCAUGGGAUACUUUAAUAUGGCUCUCUUUACUACUAGCACAUCCAAAUAAUACAAAUUAGCCAUCCAAAUAUAUCAUAUAUAAGGAUUAGUGCCUUCUUAGCAUGGGAAAUAAUGAGUAGAGAAUACAGAUAGCACUUGUGGGAGCAUGUAGGGUUCUUUUUGUACCAACAACUUCAACUAGAGCAAGUCUUACCUAAUAUAUCUUUGGGGGUGUUUGCGGAAAUCGCUCCACCAGACCAGAAAUCUUGUAUCUUGUAUCUUGUACUGAGCUGCAUUUAGGGCUUGUCUUUGAAGUAAAAUAUAGCUUGAUUA
This is a messenger RNA of Rubroshorea leprosula, 947 nucleotides long. NCBI's taxonomy places the organism in Eukaryota, Viridiplantae, Streptophyta, Magnoliopsida, Malvales, Dipterocarpaceae. The record is from the annotation of a GenBank genome assembly.